Molecule: messenger RNA, 290 nt
Organism: Adineta ricciae
Lineage: Eukaryota; Metazoa; Rotifera; Eurotatoria; Adinetida; Adinetidae
Source: the annotation of a GenBank genome assembly
UCUAUGGUUGUCGACAUUUAUCAUUUUAUUAUCGUCGAUGCGCAGAAAGUUUUCAUCUUCAACAUGCUUUAUGGAUUCCAUCGGUAAAUGAACGUGGUUUCCAAGAUAAUUCAUGUCGACGAGAUGGAACAAUUACUGUAAAUAUCAAAGAAAUCAUUGAGGAAAUCAAAAAUUUAUUAAAAAAUGAAAUUGCAUAUCGAAAUGGAUAUUUACAACGAGCUUUGAAUAUUUUUAAUGAUCGAACUCUAUCAGAUCAUCCACUCCAUGAAUAUCAACAUAUUUUAGCAUAG